This is a messenger RNA of Hydatigera taeniaeformis, 588 nucleotides long. NCBI's taxonomy places the organism in Eukaryota, Metazoa, Platyhelminthes, Cestoda, Cyclophyllidea, Taeniidae. The record is from the annotation of a GenBank genome assembly.
AUGCAGACGGCCAAUUCAGAGCUGAAUCUCUCACGUAUGGUGGAGAUUUUGGGGGAAAUUGAUGGGGGCGGUGGGACAGGUCAGUGCCUUCCGCCAGUGCUCACAGGCGUACCUUCAGACCUACAGCAGAAUGCUCUGGGUGCGCUUCGUCUCCACGGUGCUCUGCGCGUGGCUACACAAUUGGUGGGGGCGUUGGAGGCCUCUCUCGCUGACCUUACCAUCGGUAGCGGCGCCACUACUGAUGGAUCGUCAUUACCCGAUAGUACUGCCUGCACAGCAGCGCAAGACGAGGAACUCCUUAAGGCUAUUGCGGAAGACUCCACCACCCUGUGUUUCGUAAAUCGUCAUCUUUUGCUCUUUGACCAAGGUCUCGUAAUAGCAGAUGCUGCUGUUGAGGCCAUUUCGCGCUCUGAUGGUGUAACUCGACAAAUGCGUUGCCAGUUCAGACACUUUCUCUCCUUUUCACAAAUCGCCCUUUUGGUAAAUAUUUCCACAAUUUUACUGCGUUUCCUAAUUUUCACAGUUUCUUUCAAUCAUCUUGAUUUGGUGGGUUGGGAUUUGUUUCAAGGUCGAUCAACUUUUUGUUAG